Closterium sp. Naga37s-1 is the source of this 1305-nucleotide messenger RNA. The record is from the annotation of a GenBank genome assembly. Lineage: Eukaryota; Viridiplantae; Streptophyta; Zygnematophyceae; Desmidiales; Closteriaceae.
AUGAACUUGGUCGCGAUGAAUGAUAUGGAUGAGAUCUAUGAGGACCAUGAGUAUGGUGAGAUGGGAGAAUUCGAGGAGUUAUCGGUUGAGGAUGAUGAGAGUGAGGACUCGGAUGAUACGGCAGCGAGUGUGGAGGCAGCAGUGAAGCUGAAAGAGGAGAUAGUCGCCAUGGAGGCAGCAGCAGUGAAUGGUGGAGAUGGAGUUGGUGUCAACACUUUUGCAGCAGCGAUCGUGGUUGAAGAUGAAGCAGUAAAUGCGAAGUGUGUGGGAGUCGCUGUGAAAGGGGACAUCAUGGUGAAAGGAUCAAAGGCGAAUGCAACUGCAAAGGGGCGAGUGCUUACAAAGGAGGAACACGUUGAGGGGUAUGAGACCCGAGAGGUGUUGAGUGUUGAGAUGCCGAGGAGAAGCGAGAGGCUCAAGAAAAUGUUUCAAGGUUUGGAUGUCAAGGCGCUCAACUACAAGACACGUAAGGAGAGGUUCAAGGUGCAGGAGCUGCAGGGGAGCUUCUACACGUUUGAGACCGUGAAGGCAUGGCUGUUACGAGCCAAUCAGAAGCACCCAAAAACGUUUCAGCUGCCCGAGUCGCUACCUCCCAGCUCAGUGGCAGGUGGAGCUGCAGGCCUGGCUGCCACUCUCCUCCUCUACCCCUUCUCUGCUGUCGGCGACCACAUGAGCCUGCAGGUAAAUCUUCAGGUGUCUUCAGGUGUCGCCAGGUACCUUCAGCCGGGAAAGUACCCUGGUCUGCGACAGGCCCUGGUGGGGGUGGCACAGCAGCACGGUGCCUCACAGCUGUUCCGAGGGGUGGUGCCGAAGCUGGCGUCGAUGGUUCCCGCCUCUGCCAUCAACUUCCUCGUCUUCGAGUCGCUGAAAGAGGAGAUCAAGCUGGCCUCCAUGGUGCCCGCCUCUGCAAUCAACUUUCUUGUCUUUGACUCACUCAAGAAGGAGAUCAAGAGGCUGAGAAAUGGCAAAGACCCGUCUGCAGCGCACAUGCUCAUUUCCGGCGCCAUCGCAGGAGCAGCCUCCACUAUAGUCACACACCCAUUCGAGCUCUGCCGGCGCGAAAUCAACAUGAGCUUGCUGCCAAAACACGCCACCCCCACGGGCGGGCACCUGGAGUACAACUCACUUCGCCAGGCAAUGAGGGGGAUAUUGAGGAAGGAGGGGGUGAGGGGGCUGUACAGAGGGGUGCUGCCGAGCCUCAUUGAGCUGGUUCCAGCGACGGCAAUUGGGUUCUUGGUGUAUGAGAUGGGGAAGAGGGUGAUGGUGGCCGAGGGGCAGGAGAGGAGGGAUGAGGUGAAGGGGUGA